CCCAUGGCCGAGCUGCCCCCCGAGGCCUCCUGCCCCAUCUGCCUGGAGCUCUUCAGGGACCCCGUGUCCAUCCACUGCGGCCACCACUUCUGCCGGGGCUGCAUCAGCCGCUGCUGGGAAGGGGCCAGCGAGGGGUUCCCGUGCCCGCGGUGCCGGGAACCGGCACCGGAGCCCACCCUGCGGCCCGGCCGGGACCUGGCCCGGCUGCUGGACAUCGCCCGCAGCCUCUGCCUGGGGGCAGCCCGGGGGCAGCAGCAGGAGGAGGAGGAGGAGGAGGAGGAGGAGGAAGGCUGUGAGAAGCACCGGGAGCCCCUGAGGGUAUUCUGCGAGGAGGACAAAGCGCUGCUGUGCGGGGUCUGCCGCGAGUCCCGCGCCCACCGCGCCCACACCCUGCUGGCCCUGCCCGAGGCUCACAGGCGCUUCCAGACCCAAGUGCAGGCCGGGCUGCAAACCCUGAGGGACGACAGGGACCGACUCCUGGAGCUCCGAGAGGCUGAAAUGAGGAGGAACUGGGAGUUUUUGGAGAAGAUGGAAGGGGAGCGGCAGAGGGUCCUGUCCCUCUGCCAGGGGCUCCAGCUGUCCCUGGAGGAGCUGGCCCAGGAGCUCCUGGCCCGGCUCGGGGACCUGGAGAGGCACCUGGAGAAGCAGCAGGAGGAGAAGGUGACGAGCCUGACCCAGGAGAUCUCCCGGCUGGACUCCCGGCUCCAGGAGCUGCAGGACAAGCUCCAGGAACCGGCCGGGACCUUCCUGAGGGACAUCGGCAGCACCCUGAGCAGGCACGGACGGGAACGUUUCCAGCCGCCCCCGUCGCCUCUCCCGGAGCUGGAAGAGAGGAUCGGCCGCUUCAGGGAGAGAAACGACGCCCUGGAGGGGACUCUGAGGAGCUUCCAAGACGUGCUGAUGUUUGAGCUGCCUGAAAAGAUGCUGGUGACCCUGGACCCCCUCACGGCCCAUCCCCAGCUGGUUGUGGCCCCCGAUGGCAGCAGCGUGAGGUGGGAGCCCCCCGAGGAGGGGCUUGGGCACGGCCCCUCGGACCCCUCAGACCCCCGGGACCCCUCAGACCCCUCAGACCCCCCAGACCCCCCGGCCCCGUCGGUGCUGGGCCUGCCUGGCAUCUCCUCCGGGCGCUGCUGCUGGGACGUGGAGGUGUCCCCCGAGGGCUCCUGGGCGCUGGGGGUGGCUGGGGACGGGGUGGGGAGGGGGGACCCCCUAGGGCAGAGCCCCCCACGUUCCAGGGGGGCCCAGUGGGCGCUGGGGCUGUGCCAGGGGCAGCUGUGGGCGCUGGGGCUGUGCCAGGGGCAGCUGUGGGCGCUGGCGGGCCCGGAGCGGGUGCCCCUGGGGCGGGGGCGGGUUCCCCGCAGGGUCCGCGUGUCCCUGGACCCCCACGCCGGCCGCGUGGCCUUCUUCGACGCCGCCAGCAGGACCCUCCUCUUCGCCUUCCCCGCCGCCUCCUUGGGGGCCGGGGGGGUCCGGCCCUGCUUCCUGCUCUGGGGGGAGGGUGCCCGGCUCGCCCUGUGCCCCUGA
Empidonax traillii (willow flycatcher) is the source of this 1524-nucleotide messenger RNA. RefSeq names its product E3 ubiquitin-protein ligase TRIM7-like. Gene Ontology annotation, molecular function: zinc ion binding; protein binding. The record is from RefSeq and is a predicted model, not a curated record. The coding region runs from base 4 to 1524 and encodes 506 amino acids. NCBI's taxonomy places the organism in Eukaryota, Metazoa, Chordata, Aves, Passeriformes, Tyrannidae. The transcript is spliced from 7 exons.